UUGGGGAUGUUCCCUCUCUCCAGAUAGAAAAUAUCACCCUCUCAGCCUCCAGAAACUGACUUUGAAGAUGUUGGGUGUGCUGAGGUGGGUUAGGACAGUGGGGUCAAAAAUCAGAAAAUUCCUUUCACUGACUGUACACAGAAUAUAUGUCCUGGUCCUCAAAGAGCUCCGGGGCAUAAAUUUAAUUUUAGAGCCAUGGAGACCAGAGUCCAGUUCCCCCAUGGCCUAUCUCUCACUAAUGAAAAUCAGAGGGACUACAACCUGAUCCUCACGGGGAGUUAUACUCGCUGCUCCAGGGUACAGCUUGCUUUUCCUGAAAAACUUUACACCUGCGAUUGAGCGUAAUCGACCAUUUGCCCUGAGAUUUCCCACGAAGUGACUCUUCCAGAAACCUGGGUGGCAAUCCUGCCUCUCAUCUUUCUCUUUUCUUUUUUUUCCAAAUAUUCCUGCCCCUACAGACAGCCACACUGUCCACAGUUAAGUAAUGCAGAUCUUUGUAUCUGAAGGAUAUUGAAAUGUACUCAUCAUCAUCAUCAUUGAAUGGUCUCUAUAGCUCCCCCUUGCCUGGCCUCUGCAGCUGUCUGAAAACUUGGAAGUUUAAUAAGGAAACACCCAACCCAUUAAGAAUUUGAAUUCCCUCCCUAAUGGGAUCAUAGCAGCGAGUUUUCUAUGUGCAUCCCCUCACUGCCCAGGGUAGUGGCUACAGAAUGUGGAAGUUCUUUGAGAAUUCUGCCCAUCAACCCUGACGUCACACUUGCUAAAGCCGAUAUUCUGUUCUCUCUGCUUGACUGAAUGUAACAACCCUAUUCUUGGUCAUGUUGGGCUAUCCUACUGGCUGGAGGCCACGUUUCCCAGGUGACAUCCCUCCACAAACAUUCCUCCAAGGAACCUGCAAAAGAGCUGCUGAAUGAGCUCGGGAAGAGCCCUGCUCCCCCAGGGCCCCAACAGCUGCUCCUAAGCCAGGAGAGGAGGGGUCCCCCAGGCUAAAAGUGAUGGAAGCAAAUGGUACAGAUACCACAGAGAUUGAGGAGGUAGCUGAGAAGUUAACUGAAAGCACAAUCAAGGCUGCCAUUAAGCACCAGAAAGAAGCUGAAUUUAUAAUAAAAAACAUUCAAUGGGCCACGUGCCAGGACUUUACAGUGGAUCUGGGACGGCAGCAAAUCGAAGAGUACAUUUUAACAUGGGAGAUGCACGAGAGCUGGCUGCACUGGUCAGAGUACCUUCAGGAGGAAGAGCUGGAAUACACCAUUCGUUACUGCUACCGGGUGAAGUGGAGCAUCCCUACCUGCCGGAAGCCCAUCCCGCGGGCCAUUGCCUGCGUCUACUUCUUCAUCGAUCUCUCCAAGAUCAAACCUGCUUGGCUACCCGUUGAAGUAUUUUUCAUUCUGGAGUCCAGCAAAUACAUUCACAGACCCGGAAAGUCUCGUUUCAGAGAAAAGUGGCUGAAGGACAUUAUGGAAAGCAAAAUCAUCCUGAUGAACAGCAUCACCUUCUAAGAAACAAUAUCUGUCUACACUCUAAGUUCAGUUUUAUUUUACGAUUCGCUAGACUCAAGAGUGCACUACCCCAAAUAUUUUACCUCAAACCACAAACGAGUUCUUGGAAAAUAAACUAAUACAUUUAUGAUCCAGCUACA
Molecule: messenger RNA, 1636 nt
Organism: Ornithorhynchus anatinus (platypus)
Lineage: Eukaryota; Metazoa; Chordata; Mammalia; Monotremata; Ornithorhynchidae
Gene: AKAP14
Product: A-kinase anchoring protein 14
Exons: 6
Coding region: 993-1496 (167 amino acids)
Cellular component (GO): cAMP-dependent protein kinase complex
Molecular function (GO): protein kinase A regulatory subunit binding
Source: RefSeq, a predicted model, not a curated record